Molecule: messenger RNA, 3144 nt
Organism: Chara braunii
Lineage: Eukaryota; Viridiplantae; Streptophyta; Charophyceae; Charales; Characeae
Source: the annotation of a GenBank genome assembly
CGGGGCAACCACGUCCUGCUCACCAUACUUUAGCGCGCUGAAGCGGCGCGAGAAUGGCAGGGACGACCGUGAAAAGGGAAACGACGUUGGGAAGUGUCAUGAAAGGAGGGGGGAGCGUAACCAGUACGCUGAGGCUGGGAGGAGGAAGUGGGUUGAAGAGGGGCCGACAUCCGCGGAUGGGCCCUGGCGGCCUCGUAAGUCUGCGGGGCCGAUGUGAAGUGAUACUCGAGGGGAAUGCCUGGCCCGUGGCGGUCGUCGCGCUAGGAGCGUGGACGGUCACCAGGAUGGUGGGGUCAGGGGCAGCGGAGGAGGAAGCUCCACCGUGGCCACCAUGUCGGAGGAUGGGGACCCGGACUGGGAGCCAGGAGACGAGAGAGAGUUGGGAGAGGAAGGACGGGCAGCGUCUUGGAGUUGCCGCAUGCCAGCGGCAAGAGUCGUCACCUGCGGAUGUAAGGGGGCAAGGGUCGCCAGUUGCGCCUGGAUGGGCGCGAGGCGGGAGUUUCCACUGCUCCAGUUUGCACUGCUGCAGUGUCCACUGUUCCACUGCUGCCGUUUCCACUGCUCCAGUUUGCACUGCUGCAGUGUCCACUGUUGCGGUCUCCACUGCUGCAGUGUCGAAUGCUGCAGUUUCCAUUGGUCCAGAACCCCUGAAAACACAGUUAUAUUCCCAAACAAAGGAAGAGGGAAUGACUUACGAGAAGUUCAGCAAGAUCGCAGUGGAUCAUGCUGGUUUUCUGCAGGAGGCACAAUAUUGCCAUUAUUGGAAGGACCUGCAAGCCGGUAAGAAAUGGAAAGAUCAAACGAUCUCAGGGAAUAUAGUAGGAAAAGACAAUCUUCUGGUCACCUUCGAAGGAGGGUUAGAAUCACUCACCUCUGACCAGAUAGACUACGGAUUAGAAGAAGAUAGCAACAAUCACUUAGCCCAGGGAGGGGACUAUGCGGCGGUGCUGCCCGCAGGGGAGGACGACAGGGAGGACGAGGCCGUGGUAGAGGAAGAGGAGGUCGCGACCGAGGUGGAGGAAGAGGACCCGCCGCCCAGAGGGGUAGUGGCGAAGUGGGAAGAGUACUGCCCCCUCCGAGGCCGAGCAGGCCCGGAUUGCUGCCCUUUUGAGAGAGAAAGAGGAGAGAAGGAGCUCCUUAAGCAGGCGAAGUUAAAGGCCACUGAGGAGCAGGCGAUGAAGAAGAAGAGAUUGGAGGAGGAGAUGUUGAGAUUUCAAAAGGAGAAGAUGAUGUUGCUAGAGAGAGAGGAGGAGGAAAGAAGGGCUGCAGAGGAAGAAGCAGCAGCAGAGGAGGAGGAAGAAGAAGAAGAAGAGCCCCUUGAAAGAAGACGUGGAGAAGAGAGAGGGGAAGUAAGUGGCACGAAGGAGGAGGACAGAUGGAGGGAGAAGAAGAUUAGUGAAUGGGUGGUUAACUUAUCUUUUGGAGAAGAUGAACAGGCACAAUUAUAUGUGCCGCAGGAGGAGAGGGAGGCGUUUGCCAGGGCCCUGGAGCUGAUAGAGGAUCCCCUGGAACGCCAGGCGAUAGAGGGUGAGAAAAAGAUUGAGUGGAAGUUGAAGAUGAUGAGAGAAAAGAAGAGGAGGAGCCGGUACUACUACUCCAGCGAGCCGUUAAAAGAAUCUGAUGAAGAACUGGAUACGUUCAUCGCCAAGUUGGCCACUAUUAAAGACACCGUUGAACGAAACCUGAUGUUGGAGGAGAAACGGGCUGAGCUAAAUCGCAGGCUGUUGGCCGCUAGACGGCAAGAGGUGGAAGACAAGAAAAGAUUGCAGGCAAAAGGGGAUAAAUUGCAGAAAGCUCUAGAAGCGCAAAAGGAAAACCCCUCUGCAGCUGAAGCACAACUUGCACUCCUCAGGGAGGCCGUCCUCAACACGAGGCAAGACAUGGAGUUAAUGCGGCAGACCUUGCAACGUGUAGAAACACAUCGGGUUGAAUUUGAGAAUGUCUGGAAUAACUUCGUAGAAAAGUCAGCAAAGGACGUUGACCAACAUGUGCAAACUUACAUCCAGGCUUUGGACGAACAUAUUAAUAAAGUCUUCACCCCGGAGGUCGUAGAGAAGAUUGUGAAGGGAGCUGGAGGCGACGGAGGAGAUGGAGAUGGUGAUGACAAUGAUGACAAGAAAAGCAACCAGGGAUUUUGUUUCUGGAGGGCUUGGCCGAAAUCCCGGUCGACUGUUCCAGUCAUGGCAACCUUUGCUGAAGGCAGGAAUGAAGAGGCUUUGUUGGCUGAACUCCUUGGUGAUGGAGGAGACAGACGUGCUUAUUUGAUUGGUUGCCGAUUGGCGAGUGACAUUAACUGUUGUAUCCCAGCUGCAGAGCGGAACACAAUGUACGGUCAGUUGUAUGAGUUGAUGGGCAAGUAUGGGCUUGCGAUUGGAUUGGAGCUGUCGCAUGAUCGCUCAAAGACAGCAAUGGACCUUCUGAGAAAAUUGAGAAAGGAUUUUUCCCAUCCUCAUCAGGGGAAUACUACUGUUAACUUUACUCGAAGAGGGAACUUGAGAAACAAAGAAGAACAUGGUAGCAAUGAAAAUGACGGAAAUAAGUCCGUUAGGGAUGGAACCAAUGUACAGUCAUCAGGAGUGGAUGAGUGCAUCCGCCAAGCUCACAGUGCAAGGAUAUCCCAGGCAUUAGGGUGUCCAGAAGUAUCCCCAAGAAGUCAGCCAAGCAAGGAUACAUAUCAGUUCGUGGUUUCACAAUUGAACUUCAAAAACCGGGCAAGAGCAUAUGAGAUCUUUGUCUUAGGAGGUCCAGAAUGUCUGGACGGUGUCUUCAGGCUGCUUCUGCAACACAAGACAUCAGACCAAACUAGCAUGGUGGCAACUGCACGGCAUUUGUCAGAGUGGAUUGGUGCAAGAGUUGCAGACAUGGGAGGUGUUAGGGCCUUGGAGUUGGCUGCAUUGAUGAGCCUGGCCGCUGACAACAAGAGAAUUCUUUCCAAGGAGAAUUGUGUUGCUGAGAAACACGGCAGCGUGAAUGGGCCUGGACCUGUAUGGUGGGUUCAUCUGGGAUUUCACAUUGUGGAGAGGAGCGCAUUACUGCAUCAGCUGGAGUAUAUUGGUGGUAUACAAUCCCGUGAGGUGUCUCAUGUGUUCCUCCAUCGAUUUGCUAAAGAUUAAUAUAUCAUACAAAUAAACAACAACAAAUCGA